This is a messenger RNA of Arabidopsis thaliana (thale cress), 654 nucleotides long. RefSeq lists its product as uncharacterized. Bases 50 to 382 code for a protein of 110 amino acids. The transcript is spliced from 3 exons. The record is from RefSeq and is marked reviewed. Lineage: Eukaryota; Viridiplantae; Streptophyta; Magnoliopsida; Brassicales; Brassicaceae.
UUAUAUUUUUGGAACCAAUGGUAAGGAAAGAAACAAAAAGGAAGGAGAUAUGGAAGAAGACGUUCCAGAAGCAGAGAAGCUCAUGUGUCCAAAAGAAGUCGUAGAAAAGAACAAAGAUAAACAAGAAGAAGAAGAAGACGAGAAAGGAGCUAAAGGUGGGAUUUUGAACAAUCUGAUAUCCAAUUUUAUGGAUUGUACAACAACAACAGUAGAGGGAAAAUCUAGUGAAAACAUUCAGAAAUCUCUAUGUGAAGAUGAAGAUGAGAAGGAACAAGAGAGCCCAAGUGUUGGAAUCUUAGAGAAGAUUAUUUCUCAUCUGCCAGAAGACGUAGCUCCAACAACAGACGAGGCAGCCAUUUUGAUCCACUCGGCGAUUGACUGAAGGAGACUUAAACGACAACCAUCUCUUUGAUUGUUAUCUCCACGGGACUUUUUUUAUGUGUUUUGUGUUAUUUUUUUUUUUUUUUUUAUUUAUUUUUGUUCAAUAUUUUCCCAUCCCUUUUAUGUAUAACCAAAACAAAAAAAAAACUAAUGAUGAAAGGGUAAUAGAGAAUAACUAUAACAAUGCUUUCAUGUUGUGACUGAAGGCAAACAUGGAACAAGUAACGUGAGAGUAAUUGUUAACAGAGGAAUGAAUAAAAUGUUUUGUUUUCU